GAUUAAAAUUUAACUCUAAUUUACAUGUUUUACCAUGGGGAUUUUGGUGGCUUAAAGUAGGCUGUUUUCUUUCGUUUUUAUUUUAAUUUCAUGUUUCAUGGGAUAUUUGAAUGGAUCAAGAGGGGUUACAUUCAAUAAACUAGUGAAAAUGAUCAAGGGUAUUUCUAGAAGAAAGGAUUCCACAAUUUGGAAUCAAGAAAAUGCAAAGAUAGUUUCAAGAAUCACAGACCUAGUCCCCUCGAUAGCUUUUUUGAUGAAAGAACACCCUCAGCAUAUCCCAGUAAUACUUUAUCAUCUAUCUUCCUUGACUUCUAAACUAAAAAAUGACCAAGUUCAGAAAUGUGUAAAUCAAAUCUCAGGAAAAAAUGAUUAUUUUAGUUGUAAAACAUGUAAAGGACUCUGUAAUGAGGUUUAUGAAAAUUUUAUUCCUGAAAUUAGGGGAAAUUUACCUAAAAUUGAUCCAAAGGGGAUUUCACAUCUACUAAUUGUUUAUUCCAGUUGCAAGAACCCUAAAAUUUCAACAUUCUUCCCCGAAUUACUUUUGAGAAUGUCAUAUUUUAUCUAUUCUUCUAUCGAAUUAAUGCCAAAUUUCGAAUUUUCAGAUGAAAUUGACCAUUUAUUGAGUCGCUUUUCGGGAUUGAUAAAGUUUAAAGCCUUAACUGAUUUGUCUGAAUAUGAUUAUUUGAAGAUGUUUGUUGAUGUAAUAAACUCUUCAGAUAAUGAACUUGCUUCAAGAGAGUUGCUAGUUAAGCAGUCUAAAUACUAUAUACCUGUAAAUUUGAUGGAUGUUUGUACGGCCUUGGAGUCUAUAAACUCAGGUUCUUUUCAAGAUACAUUUUACAAUUUGAACGAGUUUGGAAAAUCAUUAAAGUAUUUUGUCCUUGAACUAUCAUUUAGGUUUUUGUUAUACUCUAAAUUUACAAACUUAAUCAGGGAUUGUUCUGGAAUCAGACUUAAAAACAACACUGAAAUGGAUACAAUUUGUAGAUUAAUUGGACAAUUCAAGAAUUUAGGAUAUAGAAAUGAACAAAUCGUUCCAGUUUUAUCUGAACUUUUAACCAAUAAUCUUGAAUAUUUAGAAUUUAGAGACCUUGGUACACUACUAGAUUCGCUAUCGUAUUAUUCGAAAGUGUAUAAUUUAGACCCUAAAACAGUUGAUUUCAGUAAAAUCGCUUCCAGAGUUAAUGAUAUUGUUUGUUCAGAUAAACUGUUUCCAAUCAGGUCACUUUCAACUGUGAUUAAUGCCAUUUCCAAGAUUAAUGAACAUGGUGGAAUUGAUUUAGAGGACUAUGAGAGCUUUUUUAAAAUCUCAAGUUAUGGUUUGAAAACACAAAUUUUAAAGUGGCCUGAGAAUCUUAAGAGUCCAGAAUCACUUUCCUCAAUCGCAAUUGCCAUAAAGGACCUGAAGGAUUAUGAGACUUUAAAUUUAGUCAGUGAAGUCCUCUUGAAGGGAUUAAUCCCUGUCAGUAAAACUGGAUUGUAUGAUUUUAAUGUAAUUUUGGAGGUUCUAAUUAAGGAACUUAAGAAUGUUAACUUUUAUGAGAAGAUUCAUGACCACGAGUCUGAUUUUAAACAAGAGGGUUUCAGUGAAAUCGACACUGAAAAUACCGAAAAAUUUAGAGGUUCUGGACAACUUAACGCAACUAAAGUUUUUAGUUCAGUUUGUUUGAUUUUAACUAAAUGUAGUUUUCACUUUUGUACAAUAUUGUCAGAAAGACCAAGUCUUUUGAGGACUGAUUUAAGGGAACUGUGCUACUUCUGUAGAAUAUUAUCUAAAUUCUAUAAGUUAGAUUUUAUAGAGAAUGAAUUUUUGAGUGACUGUCUCAGCACUAUUUCUAAGUUUACCACUCAUUUGGAGUCCUUUUUCACAAGGAAUCACAGGGACCUCUCUGACCUAGACCAUGAUAAUAUCAGCCAAUUUUUAUCAGAAUCGCACUCUUUUAAUUCACUAAGAUGAAUUUCUA
This is a messenger RNA of Theileria parva strain Muguga, 1964 nucleotides long. RefSeq lists its product as uncharacterized. Lineage: Eukaryota; Apicomplexa; Aconoidasida; Piroplasmida; Theileriidae. The record is from RefSeq and is a predicted model, not a curated record. Bases 98 to 1957 code for a protein of 619 amino acids. The transcript has a single exon.